CAUCUUUUAAAUGCAUAUUCGGCUUUCUCUGGUUCUGACUGUAUCAAAGUACUGAAAAUUUGUAUUACUGAUAACACUGUAUGGAUUAAAUGAGGCUAUUCAAUGACGUCCAGUGAUAAUCAAAAAGAUUGUUUAGCUUGCCGUUUAAUAAGUGGUUUCGGACUAAUUGCCAUGGGAGCAUAUAUUUUCUCACAAUCUAAAAAUCGUAAAAAAAUUGAAAUGAAUACAAUGCGAUUGAUUUCGGGAAGUGUGGUGUCCCUAGGUUUGGCCAGACUAUCAAACGCAAGCCUUUUGAAAUCAAACAGCUCCGAGGCCUAAAUGUCACAAUAGUUUUAAGUGCUAAGUUAAUUUAUAAAGUUCCUUACUUACGUAUAACAAAAAGAUGGGUGUACGUAUUUGUGUAUGCUGAACAUAUACUAAUAAAAAUUUUUAGUAAUGUUGCCUAA
Messenger RNA from Bactrocera tryoni, 446 nucleotides. RefSeq lists its product as uncharacterized. The record is from RefSeq and is a predicted model, not a curated record. The coding region runs from base 103 to 318 and encodes 71 amino acids. Lineage: Eukaryota; Metazoa; Arthropoda; Insecta; Diptera; Tephritidae. The transcript is spliced from 2 exons.